This is a messenger RNA of Boleophthalmus pectinirostris (great blue-spotted mudskipper), 5135 nucleotides long. RefSeq names its product tight junction protein 2a (zona occludens 2) (gene tjp2a). The record is from RefSeq and is a predicted model, not a curated record. The transcript has 25 exons. NCBI's taxonomy places the organism in Eukaryota, Metazoa, Chordata, Actinopteri, Gobiiformes, Gobiidae. The coding region runs from base 433 to 4020 and encodes 1195 amino acids. Gene Ontology annotation, cellular component: bicellular tight junction; plasma membrane. Gene Ontology annotation, biological process: positive regulation of blood-brain barrier permeability; protein localization to cell-cell junction; cell-cell junction organization. Gene Ontology annotation, molecular function: cell adhesion molecule binding.
UUCUGGACUGAGGCAUUUGCGCGGCCUUGAGGGGAACACGUAACGUUUGGCAUGUUAGAAAUUAGUGAUGAUUUGUUAAUAUGAAGUUUUACGGAAGAGUCUAUCGUUAAAAUACGCAGUGUAAAAUCUUCGUAAUGUUAUAAUUGUAAAAUUGCUGUAAUUUAGGAUGCUUAAUUAAUAAGUUGUGGUGUGCUCCCUCCCUGAGCUUUGGUACGGUCCCAGCCAAACUGCUAGGGACGCGGCUCAUUCCUACACCGAGUCUGUUCGGUCUGCUCCGACUUUUGGGUUUUUUGGAUCAACUUUUCCCAAACCGUGGUCUUUUUACGCUCCAGAUCCUCUCCGGUGUUUUUAGCGGCAGCCGAACGCGGCGGACACAGUUUAGUUUGGUCUUCUGUUCAGUGUUUGGAGUUGGGGUCCAGUUCAAAGUGCGUGAUGCCUGUGAACGGCGGGGGGCUGCUGUCCCUCCGGUACGCCACCCGGCUCUUCUCUAACCCGGUGAUGGAGGAGACAGUGUGGGAGCAGUACACAGUCACGCUGCAGAGGGAUCCUAAAAUGGGCUUUGGCAUCGCAGUGUCGGGGGGGCGGGACAACCCCAAUGAAGACACAGGGGAGACAUCCAUCGUAGUGUCAGAUGUCCUACAGGGAGGCCCCGCAGAUGGACUGCUCUUUGAGAAAGACCGUGUGGUGCAGGUGAAUGCCAUCCCCAUGGACGGAGUUGUUCACUCCUUUGCCGUGCAGACUCUCCGGAAAUGUGGCAAAGUGGCCAAAAUAACGGUGAAGCGUCCUCGUAAAGUCCCAGUGAACAUGUUGAACCGCCCUCCGUCUCCAGACGACCGAGUCUUCAGCACAGACUACACAGAGGACUACCCCUACGACGGGGACCGCCGGAGUGUCUACAGUGGGCACGACCAGGCCCCCGACCGGGACCACCGGGACCGUGACUCUGGCUACCAGACCCACGACCGAGACUACGAGCGAGGACGCAGCUCAGAGAGGGACCUGGGGGACGAGCGGCCCUACAGGAGGGACGGCAGCAGGGGGCGCACUCUGGAGCCCGAGCGCAGCCCUGACCGGAGAUACCGCAGUGACCACACUCUGAACCGAGACUACAGCCCAGAGCGCAGGAGGUACAGAGACCACAGCCCAGACCGGCGUUACCGAAGCGAGCGCACCCUGGACCGAGACUACAGCCCCGACAGACGUUACCGCGACGACCGUGAUCACAGCCCGGACAGGCGUUACCGCAGCGACCGAGCGUUAGACAGACAGAGCCCAGACAGAGGGCGCUACAGGCGGGACAGCCCCAGCCCCAUCAGAGGCCGCGCCCCCAGCAGAGAGAGGCUGGACCGCUCCCCGUCCCCGCCCCCCCUGCCCAUCCCUCUGCCCCGCCCUCCGCCACGGGAGCACGAGCCUCUGGAGAAACCACUUAACGUCCUGCUGCUCAAGAACAGGCCCAACGAAGAGUAUGGACUUCGUCUGGGCAGCCAGCUGUUCAUCAAAGAGAUGACAAGUACUGGACUGGCCAAUCGAGACGGAAACCUGCAGGAGGGAGACAUCAUUCUGAAGAUCAACGGCACCGUGACUGAGAACCUGUCCCUGAGCGACGCGGGGAAGCUGAUCGAGAAGUCCAGAGGCAAACUGCAGCUGGUGGUGCAGAGGGACCGCAGCCAGAUCCUCAUCAGAGUGCCUCCCAUGGUGGACAGCGACUCAGAGCUGGACGAUAUCUCUGAGAUUGAGUCGUACCGCUCGUACUCCCCACAGGAAGACAGGAGGGGGCAGCACUCAGACCUGUCCUCACACUCUUCCAACGAGAGGCUGCGGGACAAGCCCAAAGAGGAACCAGCCAAUAGACUGGCCAAAAUGGGUGCCAUGGCGACGCCGUUCCGACCUCCUGAUGACAAAACCCCUGUGCCGAUUGAAAGGGAGGAGCCUCGAGCAGACACGCCUCCAGUCAUCACUCCAAAGGUUCGUGCUGUGGCCAAAGUGCCUCUGAAGGCCAGUGCAGAAGAACAGGACAUCUACGGACCCAACACGGUGAUGGUGCGCUUCAUCAAAGGAGACAGCGUGGGUAUGAGGCUGGCAGGAGGCAACGACGUGGGCAUCUUCAUCGCAGGAGUGCAGGAGGACAGUGCAGCCGAGCAGGAGGGGCUGCGCAUGGGGGACCAGAUCAUGAAGGUGAACAGCAUGGACUUCAGGGGGAUGGUGCGAGAAGAUGCUGUGCUCUACCUGUUAGAGAUUCCCAAAGGAGAGGAAGUGACCAUCUUGGCUCAGAGCAAACCUGAAGUGUAUGAGGACAUUCUGGCGUCCGGUCGGGGUGACUCCUUCUUCAUCAGAACACACUUUGAGUAUGAGAAGGAGGCUCCUCAGAGUCUGCCCUUCACCAGAGGGGAGAUCUUCAAAGUGACUGACACCCUGUAUGACGGGAAGCUGGGCCACUGGCUCGCCAUCCGCACGGACAAGGACAACCAGCUGCUGGAGAAAGGCAUCAUCCCCAACAAGAGCAGGGCGGAGCAGAUGGCCAAUGUGCAGAACGCAGCUCGAGCCGCCUCUGGAAACGACCGCGGAGACUUCUGGAGGCUCCGGGGUCAAAGGGCAGCCAAGAAGAAGGACCUGCGCAAGAGCCGGGAGGACCAGAGCGCCGCACCUGUCACCACACGCUUCCCCGCCUACGAGAGAGUGGUGCUGCGGGAAGCUGGGUUCAGGAGGCCCGUGGUCAUCUUUGGGCCUAUUUCUGAUGCUGUGAACGACAAACUGGCCACAGAUUUACCCGAUGAGUUUGUCAUUGCAAAAACUGAGCCCAAAGAUGCUGGAAGUGAAAAGUCUUCAGGCGUUGUGAGGCUAAACACCAUCCGACAGAUCAUUGAAGAGGACCGGCACGCUCUGCUGGACGUGACUCCCAAAGCCGUGGAUACCCUGAACUACACCCAGUGGUACCCCAUCGUGGUGUUCCUCAAUCCGGACAGCAAACAGGGCGUCAAGACCAUGAGGAGCCGCCUGGUACCAGGAUCCAACCGCAGCGCCCGCAAGCUCUACGACCAGGCCGUGAGGCUGAAGAAGACCUGCUCUCACCUCUUCACUGACACCAUUGACCUGAACAGUGCCAAUGACGCGUGGUACGGCAGUGUGAAGGACUCUAUCAGAGAGCAGCAGGACAGAGCUGUGUGGGUGUGUGAGAGCAAGCUGGAGGGCUCCGAGGAGGACCUGGAUCUCCAUGACGACCGCAUGUCCUACCUGUCGGCCAUGAGCGCGGACUACCUGAGCAUGGACAGCCGUCUCACCAGUGACUACGAUGACACGGCGGACGAGGGCGGGGCUUAUACAGACAAUGAGCUGGACGAGCCUACGGAGGAGCCACAGCCUGUGUCUGCCAUCGGACGCUCCUCUGAGCCUGUACUGCCCGAAGAGCGUCCUGAGCCUCGUGUGCGCAUCAAGAAGUCAAGCAGCAGAGAAAUGCUCCACAGAGAGCCCAGUCCUCCCCCUUCAUUUGUCCCUGAGCCCCCAAAGGUGCGCUCUCAGGGUCGCACAGACUCGUCCCGGAGCUUUGACUCUCACUCCAGCAGCACCAUCAGCAGUGACACAGCAGCACAGAGGCCCCUGCCCCCUCCUGUGGCCCUCAAACCCCCCAGCACCCUCCGCCCACUCCAGCCUCCUCCAGAACUCAGCCCCAAGCCUAAGCAGGAGGAGGAAGACCCUGCCAACAAGUCCUUCCUGGGAAAGAUCCAGGCCUUUGAGAAGAUGGACCACUUGGCUCGAGCUCAGAGACUUCUGGAGCUGCAGGAGGCAGAGAACGCACGGCUGGAGAUCGCUCAGAAGCACCCAGACAUCUACGCCAUCCCUGUGAAGCCCAAACCCAACGUGAGCCGGCCUCAGCCCAUCGGAUCCAGCUCCAACCCCGACUCACACACCUCCCCCCGACCCUCCUACUCUGAAGACGACGAGGCCGAGUACCGCCGACAGCUCAGCCAGCAGGACAGGAGGGGCUACUACAACACGGGGAAGUACAAGGACACCGAGCUCUGAGUACACACUACUACUGCGCAGUACUACACGGCCAAGUACUCGAGCACAAUACAGCAGCGUCCAAUCUGUGUGUCACUGCGCAGAAACAGACUCAACGAUUCCACGUGUACAGCAGAUGUCUUCACUUCACAUUCCACUGUGGACCAAAGUGCCUCAAAGAACUCUCCACUGGGCUUCGACCAAACAUCUCCAAACAUCUUCAAACAUCUCAGCGGACACUGGGACUGUGGCUCUGCUUUUUCAAACAACACUGCAGUUUGUCAGGGUUUUGGACUGGCACAAACACAGUCUGUUGAUGCUGUAUUAGGAAGGUCAGUUAGAAAGAAAAUAAUCCUGAAAUGAGGGGAUAUUGCUGUAAAUAGAACUCUAGACUGUUAACAGGUGAAAGUGCUUUUCAGGCUCUAAUUGAACCUGUGAAUGACCACUGUAUUUUAAAGUUAAAACAUGGGAAAUGACUUAAAGGAGCAAUAUGUAACUGGUCCAGGAGAUGCUCUGCUACCUGCUUGUCUCCAUAAAGAUGUGAUUGCUUUGCCUGGAGUGUUCCUGUAUGACAGUUCACUCUUCGCUCUUGGAUUACACAAUUUAGGCUUGUCCUAGAGAAUCAGACACUAAUCAGUACUAAAAUAAUAUCAAAACUAGAUGUUCAUUGACAGGACAAGAUUUGAGAUUUCCUUGACAGGUGUAGUGUGAUUUUAAGCUGUAUCAGAACACAUUUAACACCUUGUAAGAUAAAGAAACUGUAUUAUUAUUUUGUGUUGAAAAUAAUUCUUUAUGGUAAUGUAAUCAGUAUCAAGUUCUGAGUCUGAGUUUGCAAUUGGAGUUUUGUGACACACUAAUACAAUUACAGUGGAACAUUCCAGGCAAAGCUGACACAUCUCAAGCAGGCGAUGGACCUUCAACCUUAAAAGUUCCAUAAUGUACCUUUAAGUGUCCACAUUUCUCACGAGUUGCGUUGGUCCUGCUGUCACAUUCCACUCCUCACCAGUGUAUCUAUUUAAACCCUGAGACAAUCAUGUUUGAUUCUGACUGUGGGAGUCACUGUGACGUCUUCAAACGUCCUGUGAUUCUCCUGAGCUCUGCACACUGUGGCAAAUAAAUACAUGUUUUUUACCUCG